AUGUCCGGAAAGGUGUGUAGUAGCAACAGCGUGGUGCAAGCCCGGCGAGUGGUGGACCAGCUGCGGGUGGAGGCCGGCAUGGAGAGAACCAAGGUCUCCCUGGUGGCAGCAGAGCUGGUCCAGUACUGCCAGGACCACAUGCGCACUGACCCUCUGGUCACGGGCGUUGUCGCCUCCGCCAACCCAUUCAAAGACAGGAAGACCUGCGCACUGCUCUAAGAGGGCUGCUCCAUGAAAUACCCCGCGUGACCUGCGCACCCAGCCGGGCACUACAGCAAGGCGUUUAUCCAGCGCUCGGCUGGCAAACCUGUUGCACGUCACAGUAAAGCGCAACAGCGGCGGCUGUCGGUCAGAAUGCGAACUGAAAAGAAGAUGAAACUUUCGGGUCUUCUUCGACUCCUUGGUGCUGGCGUGUCCUGACACCUGGUGGUACCGACGGCUAACUGCAGCGAUGUUUGACCCAGACUGAGGAGGUCUCCACUACUAGCUGCCAAACAGAAAGCACGACGGAAGCUGACUUUAAGACAGUGCUGUUGCAGCAUCUGUUGGUUUCCUAAAGCUCGGUCUCCCCUAGCUGCUCAUUGGCCAGAACAACUCUGCCUCUCCGGACUCUCGCCCCUGCAGCUGCCCCGCUCCCAAGUGCUGCUGCUGAGCUGUCA
Molecule: messenger RNA, 659 nt
Organism: Lampris incognitus (smalleye Pacific opah)
Lineage: Eukaryota; Metazoa; Chordata; Actinopteri; Lampriformes; Lampridae
Product: guanine nucleotide-binding protein G(I)/G(S)/G(O) subunit gamma-12-like
Exons: 3
Coding region: 1-219 (72 amino acids)
Biological process (GO): G protein-coupled receptor signaling pathway
Cellular component (GO): heterotrimeric G-protein complex
Molecular function (GO): G-protein beta-subunit binding
Source: RefSeq, a predicted model, not a curated record